Molecule: messenger RNA, 1723 nt
Organism: Marmota flaviventris (yellow-bellied marmot)
Lineage: Eukaryota; Metazoa; Chordata; Mammalia; Rodentia; Sciuridae
Source: RefSeq, a predicted model, not a curated record
CCGCCCGGGCUCUGACCUUCCUCCUUCCCCAGCCCCGGAGAGAUCCCGGAGAGACGCGGUGGCGGCGGCAGCGCCACCUCCUCCUCCUCCCCCGGGAAGUCGUCCGGGCUUGAGGCCGGGCCCCAGACGCCCCGCUUCGCCCCGCGGCGCCACCGAUGGUGCCCGGCGCUCCUGCCCCCAGUGCAUGAGCUGCAGAGCCUGCUAGCCACAGUGUCACACCUGCUCAUCUCCCCACGGCCACACCAUGUCGGGUUCCUACGAUGAGGCCUCUCUGGCUCCGGAGGAGACCACUGAUAGCUUCUGGGAGGUGGGGAACUACAAGCGGACCGUGAAGCGCAUCGACGACGGCCACCGUCUGUGCAACGACCUGAUGAACUGCGUGCAGGAGCGCGCCAAGAUCGAGAAGGCAUACGCGCAGCAGCUCACCGACUGGGCCAAACGCUGGCGCCAGCUCAUCGAGAAAGGCCCACAGUAUGGCAGCCUGGAGCGGGCCUGGGGUGCCAUAAUGACAGAGGCGGACAAGGUGAGCGAACUGCACCAGGAGGUGAAGAACAACCUGCUGAACGAGGACCUGGAGAAGGUCAAGAACUGGCAGAAGGACGCCUAUCACAAGCAGAUCAUGGGCGGCUUCAAGGAGACCAAGGAGGCUGAAGAUGGCUUCCGCAAGGCCCAGAAGCCCUGGGCCAAGAAGAUAAAGGAGCUGGAGGCAGCCAAGAAGGCUUACCAUUUGGCCUGCAAAGAGGAGAAGCUGGCCAUGACCCGGGAGAUGAACAGCAAGACAGAGCAGUCGGUCACACCUGAGCAGCAAAAGAAGCUGCAGGACAAAGUGGACAAGUGCAAGCAGGACGUGCAGAAGACUCAGGAGAAGUACGAGAAGGUGCUGGAAGAUGUGGGCAAGACCACGCCCCAGUACAUGGAGGGCAUGGAGCAGGUAUUUGAACAGUGCCAGCAAUUUGAGGAAAAGCGACUUGUCUUCCUCAAGGAGGUGCUGCUGGACAUCAAACGGCACCUCAACCUGGCUGAGAACAGCAGCUACAUCCAUGUGUACCGUGAACUGGAGCAGGCCAUCCGGGGAGCUGAUGCCCAGGAGGACCUCAGAUGGUUCCGCAGCACCAGCGGCCCUGGCAUGCCCAUGAACUGGCCCCAGUUUGAGGAGUGGAACCCAGACCUUCCCCACACCACUGCCAAGAAGGAGAAGCAGCCCAAGAAGGCAGACGGAGUGGCACUGAGCAAUGCCACGGGGGCAGUGGAGUCCACCUCCCAGGCUGGGGACCGUGGCAGCGUUAGCAGCUACGACAGAGGGCAGCCCUACGCCGCCGAGUGGUCGGACGACGAGAGCGGGAACCCCUUCGGGGGCAAUGAGGCCAACGGAGGCGCCAACCCCUUCGAGGAUGACACCAAGGGAGUCCGCGUGCGGGCGCUCUACGACUACGACGGCCAGGAGCAGGACGAACUCAGCUUCAAGGCGGGAGACGAGCUCACCAAACUGGGCGAGGAGGAUGAACAGGGCUGGUGCCGCGGGCGUCUGGACAGUGGGCAGCUGGGCCUCUAUCCCGCCAACUACGUGGAGGCCAUCUAGCUGCCCUGCUGGCUCCUCUCCCCUUCACUCCGCACCCACCGCCUCCCCUUCCUUCCCACUCUCGUCUCCUCCCUCUCGCCAUAGAGUUCCAGACAUAUUUUCCGAUCAAGCUUUUAUUUUUUUAAAAGUCUAAACAGAACAAAA